UCCUCUCCCCCACCUACCACUCAACCCGCGCACAGAGCUAGCUGUCCUUUGAAGCAAGAGGCCAUGGCGGACCAAGCCAUCGUGGAAAGGACGUGCACGAAGCUGAGAUCCGCCAUCGGUGAUGAUGAGGCCACCGAGUCCACAGGCGACCUGCGGGAAAUGCUGGACACGCUUGAGGCCAUGCAUGCGGCGAUGGUCGACAAGGAGAGAUUAUGGGACGGUUUCAAGUCCAAGUCCGGGAAAGAGUGGGUGAAGAAGGUCAGGACCGCCGCCAACGGGGUCUCGGACCUCGUGGACGAGUUCAAGAUGCAACCCGCCGCAGGGACACCGGCUACAGGAAAGACGACGACGAAGAGUGUCGAGCUCCCUGAGAAGAUGAAGCAGAUUAAAGAAAUACUGAAGGGGGUACUCAAGGAGUGGAAUGAUUUCCAAGUUAAAAAUCGUGCAUCAAAUCCAAUUACUGUAGGUGCUAUUGUAGGAAGAGAUGAAGAUAGAGAGAAGAUAAUUGCUCAGCUAUCUGCACGCUGCCCGAGUGAAGAGCCCAUCAUUCUUCUCAUCGCUGGUGAGGAAGGCGUAGGCAAGACAACAGUAGCAGAAAUGGUUUUCAACGAUGUCCGAUUCAGAUGCUAUUCUCGGGCAUGGGUCAAUAACUCACUGGAAUUGCAUGAAAUAGGCAAGUCGAUAAUUUCUCAAUUAUCUGGGAAAGAAGAGUUGAGCCAUGCUUCAGAGGACGACAUGGACUCUAUAAGGGACCGCCUUCAUAAGCUACUCAAUGGCAUGAAGGUACUCGUCGUUCUAGAUGACUUAUUUAUGGCUUCCUAUGAGUGGGAGCCCUUGAAGCAGAUGUUUUCUGUAGAUGGCAAGGGCAGUCAGGUGAUUGUAGUGGCAACAACAACACAAACAUGGACAGAUUCUGUGAUUCAUGUACACACUCUAGAUCUUUUGAGUAAGGACAUGUGCUGCACAAUAAUCAAGCAACUGGCGGGUGGUUCCAAGGAUCCAUCCACCAAGAAGGAAUUGGAGCAGAUAGCACCAGCGAUUGCAGAGCGCUGUGGGGGUUUGCCAUUAGCGGCUCAAUUAUUUGGCCGCUUGCUAAAGUUCAAACAUUAUGAAGCAUGGCCGACACUACUGGAUAAAAGUCUCUGGUCAGAUAACGCUGUUGAUCUAUCCUUGGAAUUGAGCUACAGAAGCAUGCCACCAAAUUUGAGAUUAUGUGUAGCUUACUGCACCCUCUCAUACGUGGCAGCUCAUCAAAGAUUAGUCAAAGAAGAUCUGAUUCAUCAAUGGAUAGCUCUCGGUCUUAUUGAGCCAUCUGACGGUACUAUUUCGGCUAUAAAACUUGCCGAGGAGUAUAUUACGAGGCUUUUGGACAUGUCAUUCCUGCAAACUGCCAACUUGCCACCGGCCAGUGGAAAGGAUGACACGACGGAAAUAUUAUUCAAGAUGCACGACAGUAUCCUUCAAUUCGGACGAAAUCUUAUAGAAGCCGAUCUGGAGGAAGUGUACGAUCCAGAGGACUCUAGUGUGACUGAACACUGCCGCUAUGUAGUGAUAGUCGAAUGUGACGCCUGGCCAUCCAAGUCAUUAUUACCUGCCCGGAAAAUAAGCGUGAUACAUUGUUUCCUCUGUAGUGAAAUGGACCUAAGUGAUGAUUCAUUUUCAGUUCCCAGCUGCCUGCGUGUCUUGAAUUUAGAGAGGACGGCCAUACAGAGGCUACCAGAUUCGAUCUGUUCAGUUGAGCAAUUAGGGUAUCUUAAUUUAUCAGGCUGCUCUGGACUAGUAGGUCUGCCAGCAAAAUUUGGGGAAUUAAAAAGGCUGCUGCAUAUCAACUUAUCAGGCUGUUCUGGACUUGAAACUCUGCCUGAAUCAUUUGGGGAGCUAAAAGAUCUGCGGUAUAUCAACUUAUCAGGCUGUUAUGGACUAGAAAAUCUGCCUGGGUUAUUUGGGACGCUAAUAAAUCUGGUGCGUGUCAACUUAUCAGGUUGCCGUGCACUGAAAAAUCUGAACAAAAAAAUUGGGAAGCUGGCAAAUUUGAUGCAUCUCAACUUGUCAGGUUGUUCUGUCCUAGUAACUCUGCCAGGGUCAUUUGGAAAGCUAAUAAAGUUGGUGCAUAUCAACCUAUCUAACUGCUCUAGUCUAGGAAAACUGCCACCAUCAUUUGGGAAGCUAGCAAGUUUGAAGAACAUCAACUUAUCAGGUUGCUCUGGACUAGUAACUCUUCCCAAAUCUUUUGGGGAUCUAAGAAAUUUAUUGCAUAUUGAUCUGUCCCGCUGCUAUGGAUUAAAAAUGCUGCCAGAAUCAUUUGGGAAGCUACCAAAAUUGGAGCAUAUUGGCUUGUCAGGUUGCUCUGGACUGGUAGCUCUACCCGAAUCCUUUGGAGGGCUAACAAAUUUGUUGCAUAUUGAUCUGUCACGCUGCUGUAAACUCUCAAAGCUGCCGGGAUCAUUUAAAAAUCUGUCAAAAUUGGUUCAUCUAGAUUUAUCAUUUUGGUGUUGUUUCGAAGGGAUCAAGAUAGCUCUUGGUGGCCUUACCAGUCUCCAGCAUUUGAACUUGUCACACCCUUGCUGCUAUGGUGCUGACCACGGCUAUCUUGAAGAGCUAAAAGGGGUUUUGGGCAAUCUCAGUGGACUCCGGUAUUUAAACAUAUCCAUGUUUCUGAACCCUCUCUCUUACCGCCUGUCAGAAAAGGAAAAUCUUCAACAGAUUGGAUCUUUUCUUGAACAAUAUAUUGGAUGUAUCAGCAGCUUGCACAGUCUAGAGCAUCUGGAUUUAUCUCAUAACAUUUUUCUUUGUGAUCUAGCUGAAAGUCUGAGUGGCUUGCAUAGCUUGGAUACACUGGACCUCUCAGGCUGCAUUAGACUGAAAAAAUUAGAAACAUGGAUGACUAAAAUGGACUCUCUGAAGUCAGUAAUUUUGAGGGACUGCGACGGUCUGGAAAUUUACGAGUUUGAAGUUGGUGUUGAUGAUAAUAUUAACAACUAUGUACAGCUACAGGAUGUAACAUCAAAAGUGUUGGAGAUAAGAUGUCUUGAGAAAAUGAAGUGUUUGGAGGAAGCUGAGAGAAUAAAAUUGGUAGAGAAAUCAAAACUUCAGAAUUUGAAGCUUUGUUGGACUGUGGACUCUGAACCUGUCCAGUCAGUGGAUGAUAAUAAACCUGACAGGUCCGUACAGGGUAAUGAACCUGAGGAUUCUGUGCAGGAGAAUAAACUUGACAGGCCCGUGGAGAAGAAUGAAUCUGAGGUAUCGGUGGAGAAUAAUAGACCUGACAAGUCAGUUAAGGAGACGGAACCUGAGAUCUCUGUGGAGAGAAACAAACCUUGCGGUCGCGGGUCAGCCGAGGAGAUUCAACAUGAGGUCUCUGUGGAGGAGAACAAACCUCGCGGGUCAGCCGAGGAGAUUGAACCUAUGGUCUCUAUGACUGACGGGUCCGUUGAGGAGAUUCAACCUGAGGUCUCCAUUGAGGAGAAUCAACCUCACAAGUCCGUCUUCGUCAAUGAAAUUCAACCUGAGGUCUCUGUGGAGGAGAAUAAACCUGACAGGUCCGUCAAGGAGAUUGAACCCAAGGUCUCUGUGGAGAUGAAAAAAUCUGACAGCUCAGUGGAGAAGAAUAAACCUGACAAUUCGGUCAAGGACAAUGAUUUGUUAGAAGCAUUCAUGCCACCACAAAAUCUGCAGUGCCUUGAGCUACAUGGUUAUAGGGGCAAAAUAUUCCACACUCAUUGGUUGUCCAAGGCUAAACUUCUUAAUCUUGUAAAGGUUACCAUGGAAGGCUUCCCGAGUUGCGACAUCCUGCCACCAUUUGACAUGUUACCUAACCUGCAGCACUUGGUUGUGAGGAGGAUGGCCAGCAUCAAGCGAAUUAACGCCGGUUACCUGAUUGGGAACAAACCAAUAAAGUUUACAAUAGAAGAUAUGCCUCUACUGGAAGAAUUCAACACCACACACAGCAGUGCUGGUAAAAAGCUUGCUUCCUCAGCUAUUGAUGAACUGGUCGUACACAAAUGUCCCCGCUUGAGGUUUGAAACUCUCUCCACGAGAUUUCAGAAGCUGGUAAUAUCAGAAUGUAAAUUUUCGAAACGGGUAAUAUCAGAAUAUGAUCAAGGGAAAAAGCAUGAAGGAUAUGAAUAUGAAGAGGAGGGCCCUUCUCAACUGGUGGCCAAAAGCUGCUCUAUGCCUAUAUACCAGUGGAGUCUGUUUCACCACCGCUGUGUCCUCCACAAGUUAACUAUUGAGAAGUGUUCCCUCCAUGCACUGCUACUGCUAGGGGUUGAUUCUGACGACACUAGUUCACUACCAGAAUACAUGGGUCACCUCGCCUCUCUCCAGGAACUGAGUAUCGUGUCCUGUGAAGAUGUCAAACAUCUUUGGGGGAUCAUACAGAAACUGACCUCUCUCAAGUCUCUGCACUUAAGUGCCUGCCAGGAUUUACGUAAACUUGAUGAAGUAUUAGGAGAUCUCACCUCUCUUGAGAAGCUUUCCGUCAACAGAUGCCGCGAGAUUGAAGUUCUCCCGCAAAGCAUCAGUAAACUCACCAACCUCAAGGAUCUGUAUAUUUUAGAGUGUCCAAGUUUGAAGGGGUGGUGUGAAAAAAAGGAAAGCAAGAAACGUCUCGGCCACGUCCAACCAACAUACGAAUUACCUAAUACCAGUGAGCUAGGCGAACAAAUUAAGCGAAGCUAAGCGGAUGUCUUGGCUCUGUUAGGAACAUGGAGCCACUGCUUGAACAUGGCCAGGCGACCUUCGAGUUAUCACCGCAGGUUAAUGUUUUCUUCUGAUGAUAAUUAACGUGACUCAGGACAUGAUUUUAGACAACCUUUCAAAUCGAUCUCGUGUGUGUACUUGGAUUGUUAGUUAAUCUCGUUUUUCUCUCGGUUAGCUAGCUAGCUAGUGCUUGUUUAGGGAAAAAUAAACGCACCUUUGCCUGUGAACGAUGCUGGCCGUGGCCUGUGGCAUGUAACGGCCAAGGCCCCAAGCCAAUUCCUUCGCUUUCAGUUAAGAAUUGAUUAAGGCCUCCCAGUGUACAAUUGGUGUGUCUCCCAGUGUAAAAUUCGUGUUGUG
Triticum urartu is the source of this 5058-nucleotide messenger RNA. RefSeq lists its product as uncharacterized. The record is from RefSeq and is a predicted model, not a curated record. Gene Ontology annotation, molecular function: protein binding; ADP binding. NCBI's taxonomy places the organism in Eukaryota, Viridiplantae, Streptophyta, Magnoliopsida, Poales, Poaceae.